Molecule: messenger RNA, 723 nt
Organism: Kwoniella botswanensis
Lineage: Eukaryota; Fungi; Basidiomycota; Tremellomycetes; Tremellales; Cryptococcaceae
Exons: 6
Coding region: 1-723 (240 amino acids)
Biological process (GO): transcription by RNA polymerase III
Source: RefSeq, a predicted model, not a curated record
AUGUCUCGUGGUGGAUUCAGAGGGAGAGGGAGAGGGGGAGGACCAGGGGGAGAUAGGGGGAUGCCACCGGGGGGUUAUGGAUCGUUUUCAAGGCAAGAGUGGACAGAUGCGAUGGAGAAGUUGAAGGUGGACCCGAGGCAGAGGGGGGUGCUGUAUCCGCCCCUGGGCAACUCAUCAACAGCGUAUCUGUCAGGACCAGAUGAUCACGAGUCGUUGAUCAUGUCACACACGAUAUCACUCAAUUCGACACUGUUAUCUGGUAAACACAUCAACACGAGUAGUGGACCGAUACCUCCUGGGAGUAUACCGCCGUGGAGGAUAGUAGGAGAGAGGAAAGUGGUCGGAAUAGAAAUCGAGUCCUACUCUGACCGAUUCAACACACCCGUACAAGCUGGACCAUCCAGACUAGACCCUGUAGCAUUAAAAUUAGAUCCUCAGAUGUUCCCACCGGUGUUAUGGCAGGAAUACUUCGAAGGGGUAGGGGAUAGACCAAAAAUUAAACUGAAGAGGAAACGGAAGAUCGAAGAUCUGGAUAAAGAAGGUGACGAUAACGCGGAAGAAGAGGAAACGCCACCGCCCUCUUCCGACGAAGAUUUCGAUUUCGACGAUGAAGAGGAAGAAGAUCAUCAGGAUUACGAUGCGAAUUACUUUGAUAAUGGUGAAGGUGACGAUGAUAGUGGUGGUGAUGAUGAUGAGGGCGGCGGUGGUAAUUACGAUGAUUAA